This is a messenger RNA of Guillardia theta CCMP2712, 423 nucleotides long. RefSeq lists its product as hypothetical. The transcript has a single exon. Gene Ontology annotation, molecular function: RNA binding. The record is from RefSeq and is a predicted model, not a curated record. The annotation marks the transcript as partial. Lineage: Eukaryota; Cryptophyceae; Pyrenomonadales; Geminigeraceae.
AUGAAACGGCAAGAAGAAUUGCUGGUGACCGACAUUGAUUCCCUCAGCAGGAGUCUUGAAUUUGAUACAAGAACAACCGUGAUGAUCCGGAACAUUCCAAACAAGUAUACACAACAAGCAUUGCUUCAAUUGAUCGAUGUCAAUCAUGCUGGAACAUACGAUUUUUUCUACCUUCCGAUAGAUUUUCGCAACAAGUGCAACCUUGGCUAUGCCUUUUUGAAUUUCAAGUCUCCGAUCAGUAUUUUGUCAUUGGUGAAGGAGUUUGCUGGGAAAAGGUGGGAAAGGUUUCGCAGCGAGAAAGUCUGUGAGAUCACAUAUGCACGGAUACAGGGUAAGCAGGCUCUGAUCGAGCACUUUCGGUCCUCCAGACUGAUGCACAAACACGAGAAAUACCGCCCUAUAGUUGUGACUGAUGAUGGAAAU